Messenger RNA from Cryptotermes secundus, 6762 nucleotides. It is a transcript of the gene milt, whose product is annotated as trafficking kinesin-binding protein milt. The coding region runs from base 1295 to 4192 and encodes 965 amino acids. The transcript has 12 exons. The record is from RefSeq and is a predicted model, not a curated record. Lineage: Eukaryota; Metazoa; Arthropoda; Insecta; Blattodea; Kalotermitidae.
AGGGGGAGGAGUGUCCGUUGUGAUACAGGAACACGUGCUGUGCUGCUUGCUUGCCAGUUAGUUGCCGUGUCUCGAAGGUGAUCAGGGAGUUACUGGGGUCCAGUUCCGCAAUGAAAUAACCUGUAUCUGCUGGCUGUUAAGUGCAACUAAGACUGCACUGGGCACCAAUUACUGGUGUUGGGUUCUGCUCUCAAAUCACGACCCCAAAGAACCGUGUAUUGGACAUAAAUUGCAAAUAAGAUGGCAGUGAGCAGGAGUUGCUGGUGUUGUGUUAUGUUGUCAGUUCGUGACUCCAAGGAACUGUUUCCAUUGACUCUCAAAGUGUAACUAAGAUUACUAUGAACAGGAGUUGCUGCUGUUGUGUUAUGUUGUCAGUUCGCGACUCCAAGGAACUGUUUCCAUUGACUCUCAAAGUGUAACUAAGAUUACUAUGAACAGGAGUUGCUGCUGUUGUGUUAUGUUGUCAGUUCGCGACUCCAAGGAACUGUUUCCAUUGACUCUCAAAGUGUAACUAAGAUUACUAUGAACAGGAGUUGCUGCUGUUGUGUUAUGUUGUCAGUUCGCGACUCCAAGGAACUGUUUCCAUUGACUCUCAAAGUGUAACUAAGAUUACUAUGAACAGGAGUUGCUGCUGUUGUGUUAUGUUGUCAGUUCGCGACUCCAAGGAACUGUUUCCAUUGACUCUCAAAGUGUAACUAAGAUUAAUAUGAACAGGAGUUGCUGGUGUUGGAUUCUGCUGUCAAAUCUUGAUACCAAGAACCCAUCUACUGGGUGUCAAGUGCAAAUAAGAUUGCAAUGAGAACGAAUUACUGGUGUUUGGGAGCUGGCUCUCACGUGUAAGUAAAGUUACGGUGAACAAGAACUAAUGACGUUGGGUCCUGCUGUGAAAUCGUGACCCCAGGGAACUGUGUCUGCUGACUAUCAGGUGUGACUGAACAGGGAAGAAGUGAAAAUUCCCAUCCGUCAUAGUCAUUAGCGUUGUUUAAGUCAAGCGGUGCGAAGAAUCGUGAAGUGUGUCUCUUUUGUACCGCUGCCAAUCAUCCCAUAGGUAGAGUACGUCAAAGUGAAUUUUUUAAAUAGUGGCACCUUGGGAAAGGAUGAGAAGCGUUUGUUAGAGGAGACGAGUGAAAGAAACCUAAAGGACUUCGAAAGUAAGUGAUGUGGAUCGGAGAUAUGUGCGAUAAAGGUGCAGAUAACGGUUAAGGACAAGAUAAUUUUCUAUCAGAACCUUCGUUGGCACUGAAGAUGGUUCUGGCCGGCAGUUGGGUUAGGGAGUCAGUUGCCUUAAUGUGCUAUGAGUGACGAUGAACCCUCAGCCGCGACCCCCGCUGUCGUCCCAAUGUGCAGCUAUGUCGGCGAUCACUACGAGGACCGUGGUGAAUGGUCUCGUUUCCUGUACUAUGUAGCCAGGGACUACAAGCAGAAGGGCAGGCCCUACAUUAGGGUCGUGAGGACGCUGCUGCUGGACGAAGUUCUAUGCAGCAAUCGAGUGAGCCAAAUGACCAAGACCUACAAUGACAUUGAGGCAGUCACAAGGCUACUGGAAGAGAAAGAGAAAGACCUAGAGUUAACGGCUCGGAUUGGAAAGGAGUUGCUGACUCACAAUCAGAAGUUGGACUCCAAUGUUGCAGCUCUUGAAGCAGAACUGAAACAAGCCAAUGAGAAGCUCACACAACUGAACCAUGAACUGGCGAAAAAGACGGAGCUUAUUCAGAUCCUCACAAAUGACGUGGAUGAGUCUGGCUCAGAGUCAGGCACUCCUACAAGCCUCCGCUGUAUCAACUUGGAAUUCAUGCAGCGUCGAAUUUGGUCCUUGGAGGAGGAAAACAAGCAGCUACGCUCUGAAGCAAGCCAGCUUGCACAUGAUACGGAGGACUGUGAGAUGGCAGAACAGAGAUUGGUCCAAGACAUAGCAUCACAACUUGCUAAUGCCAACAUGGAGGUUGAUGGCUUAGCAGAUGAAUUGCAACGUCAGAAGGAGGAGAGUCGUCAGCAGCAUGAAGAAAUUGCCAUUCUGACAAGUAAAUUACUUCAUGCAGAAUCGCAAAUUAAUAAGUUAACAGCAGAGAAUGAUGAACUGUCAUCAAACCUCCACAUCACGCGAGAUAAUCAGAGACAGUUAGCUGGUGAAUUGGCAGACCUGAAAGAUCGGUAUGCUGAAGUAUUGAGCUUGCUUCGAGAUACACAAGAACAGUUGCGUAGGCAACGAAGGAAGGGGAUGCCUCAAGCUCGUGGUGGACUCUUCUCUUCAUUAGGAACUACUGCACAUCCUGAUUCUAUAGCAUCAGAACUGGAAAGUUCUCUAUAUUCAGAACUAAGUCUAGAUUCUGGAAUUGGUGUUGACUGUAGGGAAAGGAUGUCAAACUACAAAAAGGUGUUUGAAACAGUUCGUUGUGCAUCUCGAGGAUCGUCAAGCAGUGCUGGGAGCAGUCCCAUCCACCAGAUGUAUCCUACCCAUUCAAUACAUCUUCCAACUGGGGGUGGUGGCACAAUGAUGCAAACCACUGCCACACUUUCAUCAAGCGGACCUCGCAUGAGUGCGUUUGUGCCAAUAUCCUCAGGAGGACCCAGUAUGGGGGGACCUCAACCUUUGCGGCCAACCAAUAGGAUGGGAGGCAGUUCUGUAUACAGCAGCUCGCUGAGUUUCCCCAGCAUGGACUCCCAGCAUAGCGACUCUGAAUUUUCGGUUGUUACAGACACAAGUGAUGAGUGCUAUCCAGGAGGAGCACGGGCUGGAGUGCCUGGUGUUCCAGGUGCAGCUGAUCUUGAGGCAGCCCUACGUCGUCUAACUCCAGCAGAGGUUCUGGCCCGACGAGCCACAUUAAGUUCUGGCCUAGCAUAUACAGGCUAUGAUUAUCCUGAUGGCCCUCAAACUCCACCCAACUACCUCCCAUAUGGAUGUCGUACACCGGACAGCAUCAUGUCUACAGGCAGCAGUGGACUUAGUGGUUUCAGUGGACAUACCACAGGCAGUUGGAAACUUCCAGAAAAAUUACAAAUUGUAAAACCCCUGGAAGGAUCACUGACAUUGGCCACCUGGUCUCAGCUUGCAACUCCCACACUUGGUGGACUUCUGGAUGAGAGGCCAGGAGUAAAGAUCCGUGGUGGACGCCAGUUGGAAGACCUGGGUCUGGAACUGUACUCUCUCUCAGAUCUAGAAGAAGAUGAGGAGUGUGUUAACCCUGGCAAGAGCUUCCAAAGUACAGGUUCUGUGUACACAUACACAAACAGUACAGUGCUCCAUCCAGAUGAUAAUACCAGUGUCACGCCCAGUCUUCGCGGGAGUCAGAUGUGCACAGUGGCAAGCUCAAGACAACCAACAGCCCCUCAAACACCUGUUACCCUGAGUCGACGUGGCUCAACCACAACUUUCUCAACCACAUUAGGCCUAGCCAAGAUGCUCAAUGAGCGAGGUAUCAAGGCUGUUACUCCAUCAGCAGUGGCUACUCCUUGCGGUGAUAGGAGUUUCACCCCCACUGCCACCCCAUGCAACAGCCCAGAUGGUACCCCGCCACCUUCACCACCACCGUCACCACCUCCAUAUAACCCUCUGAAAUUCCCAGGUUUCUUGACCAGUGGUGCAGAUCUUCUACGACGAAAACUCACAGGAGAUGAUGAACGCCAAGCCAUGAAAACACAUGGCAAGAAUAAGCGCAGUAAAAUGGCUUUAUCUCGUUCUGAAAGAAAGGCCCUCACAGGUAUCCGACUGGUGGAGAAACUGGAGAGGAUUGGUUUGGAUACGAUCAUGGCAACAACAGCAGCUCCAAUGUCAGCUCUCACUCUGCAAGGUGCCCUUUAUACACGUCGUACUCUGAAAAGUCCCAUGGCGCAGUUAACAAGUUUCAAGAGUGCAAUAGCAUCACCAGGAAUGGUAGCACCUACCACCUCUUCUGUAUCCACGACUGUGAAAGCUUCAGAAUCUGAAGCCAUGAAGAUAAGCACUGCAUCCCUGAAUGUAGAGCAGGGUCUUGGUGUGCCUGGCAGACCUGGCUCUGGGCUGUUGGAUCGCCCACCACCUGCACCAGAAAGGAAGCAUCAACGGACCAGUGGAAUGGUUCGGCCUGACCUCGGAACAGUAUUAGGGUCAGUUCCUGCCAAAAGGAGUCGUGAUUCAGUGGAAGCCAACCCCAACCCUGGAACCCUAGGGACAAUUAGCUCGCUGCUUUUUGGCCGUAAGGGUGGCUUGCUGUGAUGUGGUUCUAGAAGUGAUCCUCAUAGUUGAGAUACUUGUCCAGCAGCACAUGUAGCUUUAUUAGCAGUGAGCCCUGAAGGAAUACCAGAGUAUGUAAGUAGAUUUUUCUUCCUGAAAGUUAAGUGAGAAAUUGUAGGCUAGUGGCAUAUGUCAAUAUCAAUUCCUUUUAUACUUCAGAUCUUAGGUCCCUGCUUUCUUCAUUCAGACUUUCCCAUUUUCUUGGAAGAGGAAAGUCACCAAAUUGCAAAACUUCAGAUAUUGUUUAUUAUGCACACCAAUGAAACAUAUUUUGAAUGAUUUGACUGGUGUAACAUUUCCCUCAACCCCCCAUAUUCUUCAUUGUAAAUAGACUAGUGCAUUUGCUGCUAAGAUGAAGGUGGAAAAUCAUUUCUUUCUUCCUUUCUUUUAUCUCUUAUGUGCCCUUAUCCCCCUCCUUUCUCCCAUCCCUUGUCCAUCCUUCAUUCCUUUCCCCCUUCCAUUCCACCUCCUCUCCAUCCUAAAAUGAUCCCCUCUUUCCUGGUCUUUCAUUCCCUUGUCCCUUUUGUACAUUUACCUCCUUCCCAUUUUUCUCCAGUAUUCCUUCUACAUCCUUUUUAUUUACCAGCCAUAUCAUCAUUCCUCUCUCCAUAUUCUAGCAAUGGUGUACUGGAUUUUCUUGGAGCAAGACAGAAAUAACCUGUUAUCCUAGCAACAGUGCAUUGGGUCCUCCCCUACUGUGGGAUUUGGCAGUUAUUUAUGUGGAAUAAGCAAAUUAGAAGGUAAGGUUUUUGACUUCAGGGACAUUCAUCACUUUUCAAAAUAAUGUGGUAAACUGUACUACAUGUAGUAUUUCUGUAGCUCAGAUUAUUAUUUUCUGCAUCAUGGCAUAUUAGCACUGUAAUGCCAUAUUAUUUACAUACAUUGCAUCCUGACCGACUGAUCUAAUUGUUUUAGGGAAGAGUUUCUUUUACUAGUUUUUGUGCCACAGUUUUGUUUUGUAAGUACUGUUUGAUUAUAUGCAUAUGACAGCUUCACUUUGGAUGCCAUUUUUAUGGUGACCAUACUCAUCAGUUUGUAGGCAUGAGAUAAUUUCACCACAAUAAUAUGUCACUCAUCAGGCCUAUUCACAAUUGAAAUGGAAAUUUCUCAGUCACGCUUUACUACAUGUUAAAAUGUUAAAUGCCCCCUGUUACACUACAUUUAAUACCUCCUACUGCAUUAGACACUGCAAUGGGUUAAUAAAGCCAAUUGAUUUUCUACCUUGAAUUGCUGAAAAUCAUGUGUUGUGCAUUGCAUAUUGAGCUUGCUUCAUUUUACUGUGUGUAUUGUAAAAGAAAAGUGGUUGAGUGAUGGAAGAAAUUAAUGGAACAUCCUGUUCUGUCACUAUGCAGUACCCUUAUUGGUACAGUUACAAUCAAACAGCAUGCAGUUAUGCAAAAGCUAUUCAUGUUCUGUGCAGAUUGACCUAUGCCACUCUCACAUUACAAUUCCAAAGAAAUGUUGCAUCAUUUUUACUUGCGUAUAGUUCACACUUUGCUCAUAAACAUAUCUUAAUAUGUAUGUGUGUGUGUACGCAUAAUCUUCUAUUCUGUAUGAACUGCUUAGGUGCUGCAUCUAAAAACAUUAUCAACACCUUUGGCUAGGUGGAGUAUGUUUUCUUUUCCCCCUGAAGUAUGCAGUUUAUCAUAAAAUAAGCUUACCACCAUUUCAGCAAAUUUCAUUCUAUCUAUCGCAACAGUUUUGUGUUCUAUUUAUUAUGCCAUUUAUCUUCAAAUAUUGUCUCUUAGAUUGCAUACAUUUAAUUAAGGAUGCCACUUGAUAUUGAUAACUCAGUAAAAUAUGAUGCCUGGGGAAAGUGUACAGCAUUGGUAUAAAUUCAACCUCUUGAGCAUGGAUGCAGAUUCAGCAUAUUAAGUACUGAUGUGGAUUCAGCAAAUCAGUAUCUUACAUAAUUCAUUUUUGUCAUAAAAUCAUUUUUUCCUCAAAAUACUGAAUAACCAGGCCUGUCCUCUACACAAAAUUUGAGUAUUAUUAGGAAGAAAUAAGUAAAUCGAUAACCAUGGUAAAUGUGCAAUACAAGUAAAAUCAGUAUUCUGCAUCUAACACUGAAUUGAAUUAAACACUUCGGAAAUUUAUAAAUCCCAGAACCUUAAAAUUAUUUGAUACUGAUACAGUCAUCUUCAAUAAUGAUGUGGAAUUCCGUGUCAGCUGACUACUACAGUUAAUCAGAUUAUUUUUUUUGUAUCAUUCUCAUGGAGAGAAAGCAAUUUGUGAGAUGUAUGCGAGUGAAGACAGUGCUUGCUAAUUAGCUUUGAAGAAUCGGAGUUAGAUAGAGAAAGAGAAGAAUAUUUUUGGUAGAGGAUCACUACAAUAUAAACCAUUAGAGUAUAGGUAGCUUCUGUUCCCCUGUAGUGGCAUUAUGUGGAAAUGUAGACAAGUUGCUCAAUCCCACCACCAGAGUAUCUUGACUUUUGUAGGUUCAAACAGAAGUUAAACUGUGUACUUAUAAAUUAGUGUAUUUUCAAAUAUAAAUAAAUUUGUUAGAUUAGAGGUUUUCACGGCAGUGACUAUGAAGAAAGCAGUCUUUGGGA